This is a messenger RNA of Phoenix dactylifera (date palm), 1794 nucleotides long. RefSeq names its product protein gamma response 1. Gene Ontology annotation, molecular function: damaged DNA binding. Lineage: Eukaryota; Viridiplantae; Streptophyta; Magnoliopsida; Arecales; Arecaceae. Gene Ontology annotation, biological process: DNA double-strand break processing involved in repair via single-strand annealing; DNA repair. The record is from RefSeq and is a predicted model, not a curated record.
UCAGCCGCGACCGCGCAAGCGAGCCAAAAAAAAGAGAUCCAGAGAGAAAGGGUUUUUCUCUCCGAGGAAGAGAUCUCUGGCCUCCGAGGUUGCUUUGGGCUCGGCUCUCGGCGAAGCUAGGGUUUCUCUUCUCAUUCCCGAUAUGCAAGGGAACCUGCAGAUCUCUCCAGAUUUGGAGCACUCUACUGACAGUGGCGAUUCUAAAUACUUAUGUGAGCUCAGCACCAUUCUCGUUGCUACCAUUCAAGAAGUAAAAGACCGGGUUUUCUCAAAUAGAGUUUAUUUUCUGCAGUCAGCUAUAUCCAAGUUUCCAAUCAAGAUCAAAAGUUCUACAGAGAAGUCUAGUUGAUGCCAGGAAAGCCGCAGAGGAUGAGUGGAAGAAAAAAGAAACUUCCCUCUUACAUCGAAUAGAAGAGAUCACUGUCGAAAAGAAACAUGAUCAAGAAAGAAUCCAGGAACUGAAGUGUUCUGCAGAAGAAAGUAAGGCCAGGUUAAUGAGCACUGAGCAGUUGCUGAACAAACAUGAAGUUGAGAAAAAACUUCUUUUGGAUAAACUGGAAAGCAUGGAGAGAAAUGAAGAGAUCAUCGCUGAGCUCAGAAGGCAGCUUGAGCAAAAGACAAGGGAGAUUGCUGAGGAAAAGGAGCUGCAACAAAAGUUAUUGCAACAAAUUGAGGUGAAAGAUCAAAAAUUGUUCGUAGAGCAGGGCAAAAGAAGAGCCUUAAUCGAGGAUUUUAGUAAAUUGAAAGAAAGUUACAGACACUUAAAAUCUCAAUACUAUUUUUUAGUUGGAAAGAUUGGUGAUACAACAGAUAAAAAAUAUCAUCCAGAGAGGAUGGAAGAUGAAAGGGCAUCACCAAGGCCUCAUCUGAACAAGAGAAGCCUCAAUGAUAUAAAAGAAAGUGAUCAAGAGGUCACCCAGCUUGCUUCUAAGCCAAGAGAAAGGACUACUGAUAUUGUUCUCAAUGAAAAGCCUGAGGCCAGCCGAGAUUUGGAACUGGUUAAAGGUUCAAAUACUGAUUUCCGCAUCAGUAUAUCAUCGAAUUCAAGUGUCCUCCAACCAAAGAGCGUUGCUGUUAAUACAAAACCCGAGUCAUUAUCUGGCAUGAGGCGAGCUAGUUCAUGUUGGAGGAAUACUAGGGCACGUCAAGGAUCAGGGGUUGCAGAUCCACAUGAUGACUUUCUUGACAGUCCUAUGGAGACUCUGAAAAACUUGAACAGGGGCCUUCUUGAAGAAGCACAAGGUCUUCCUGUCCCUCCUCCGCAGGACAUGGAUUUUAAUAACUCAGAUGAUGAGACACAAGAUAUGAAUGCUGACGCUGCUCCACGGCAGCAGCAUAUUUCAAUUCUAGAUUCAACAAGCAAGGGAUUUAAAUAUGUGGAGCCUGUGAGAAAGAAGGUUGAGCGGGAGAAUCUCAAAGGAGUUGAGUGCAAGCAGUGCAAGAAGUUCUAUGAUGUGGUUUUACCUGAUGGAAGUAGAGGAAAAGGAAGCAGUUUGGACACCGUAAGCAUGCGUUGUGAGCAUCAUGAUGGUGUUUCAAGGCAUAGGUACAGGUAUGCGCCUCCGAUGACCCCUGAAGGAUUUUGGAAUAUUGGAUUUGAUUCAGAUGUAUAAAGUCUUCUCUAUAAGCAUUCUUUGUUGAUCGUGUAGACUGUUAUCUGAAGUGGAAGCAAUUCUUUUGUUGUUUGCUUAUCUUUAAUCAUGACUGUUAAUUUGCUUUUUGAGGUCCAAUUAAUGUUAGACUUGGGCAACAUGAGGUUCUUAAAAGGUAAUGGAUGGAGUAACGUCUCUCAAA